UUUCAAAAUUUGAAACAAAAAUUUCUGAAAAUAUGGAGUCUUAUGCCGUGUCCUGUCUGUAACUCAUGGCCACAGCAAAAGCAUCACCCAUCUAGUUCACUAGCUUCUGUCCGGAAACAGACACAAUCCAUAUCCAUUUUAAAAUUCUUACAUGAUUUUGAGUUAGUAGACAAAUAUAUAUUUUUUAAAGUUACAUGUUUUGGAAGUUGUUCUAGAUUCUCUCUACUCUCUUUUGUUUUAUCUGUGUUUGAAAUCUCUCUUACCUCGUCUUUGUUAGCUCAACUGUAUCUUUGUCAUUUUUCAACCCCACUUUUCUCUGUGUAAUUGACUCUUUCAGCCUCUACAUUUGAAUUUCAAGAGAAAAUUUGAGAGAAUAAGAAGAACCCAGUUGACAAACGAGUGCAUUCUUUUUUUUCUGACAAACAAAGCUGAAGAAGAACCAGAAGAGCUGACAACCAGUUUCAAGUUGGAUUUAGGCUAUUUGGGUGCUAUUUUAUUUUUCCAAGUCUGAAGAAAGCUCGGAUCUUUGAGGAUUUAUGAUGCUUGUUUGUAUAUGGGAGGGAUAUAGAAGCCAAGCUACUGCGGAAAUUCCAGGGUCUGCUUUAUUUGAUAAAAGCCAAAGCCCAUGAUCACAGGAUGUGUGACUCGUCGGUUGUGCAAUCUGCCGUAUGCCAAAAUGAUUCUAUCUCCAACUCUUCACAUUCUAAGGCAGGAUCUCAGUUAGACAUUGUCGGAGAACUUCAAAGCAGUAACUCAUCCUUUGAGGGAAGGAAUUAUAGCAAAGAGACUGGAAGUGUUGAAUCAUGUUUUAAAAGCAGUGAUUCUUGUCCUUAUAGGUUUCAGCUCGAGCAGGAUGUACAUAAACUACAGCAAAAGCUGCAAGAAGAGAUAGAACUGCAUUCUAUUCUGAAAAAUGCUAUAGAGAAAAAUGCUACAGAAUUGUCAAUUCCUUCAUGCCUCCCGCACCAUGCUCAGGAGCUUCUAUCUCAUAUUGCAGUAUUGGAGGUUACCAUCUCAAAACUUGAACAAGAGAUGGUCUCUUUGCAUUUCCAGCUUAGUCAAGAAAGAAAUGAAAGGAGGCUUGCUGAAUACCGUUUGAGGCAUUCAUUUUCUCCAUCAAUUUCACCUUCAUCAAGGUGUUUGAAGCACUCAAAUUCUGAACUGCAUCAUUCCUCAGAAGAUAACUCAUGCCAAGAGCCUACAGACCAACCAACAGAGUCUACUGGUGAAUCAUCUUCUACGGAGUCAGUAAGAGAGCAGAAUGCAGUGGACUCACUUUUUCAUCUUGAUGGAAAGAAAAUAUCUGCAAAGACGGAUGGCAAAUCUUGUCAACCUUUACAGUUUGAGAAGAUUGCAAGAGGCAUACCACCUCAAGGCCUCUGGGAUCACCCUAACCAAUUAUCAGAAGAGAUGGUAAGAUGCAUGAGAAAUAUAUUCAUAUUUCUUGCAGAUUCAGCUAUACCUUCCAAAUCAUCUGCACUUGAGAGCCACAGCUCAACUCUAUCACCAUGGGGUCAUCUUUCAAAUUCAUCAUGGUGGUCAUCAUCUGAACGCUCGAUGAUUCCAUCAUGGGUGCAGAGCCCUCAAAUUGAUAUUCAAAGCAACUCUGAAGUUUUGGCUUCAGAGAAUUCCGUUGAUCCCUAUAGAGUACGUGGAAAAUUAAGCUGGGCUGAAAUUGGAAACUAUAGUUUAGCGACUGAAGUAUCUUGGAUGUCAGUUGGGAAGAAGCAAUUAGAAUAUGCAUCAGGGGCCUUAAGGAGGUUCAGAAUACUCGUGGAGCAGCUAGCCAAAGUGAAUCCAAUACACUUGAGUAGCAAUGAGCAGCUUGCCUUCUGGAUCAACUUGUAUAAUGCUCUAAUUAUGCAUGCUUACUUAGCGUAUGGAGUUCCAAGAAGCGACUUGAAGCUCUUCUCCUUGAUGCAAAAGGCAGCAUAUACAGUUGGAGGCCACUCUUUCAGUGCAGCUGCAAUCGAAUAUGUCAUUCUGAGGAUGAAACCACCUUUGCAUAGACCGCAAAUUGCUUUGCUUCUUGCCCUUCACAAACUGAAGGUGUCAGAUAAGCAACGCAAGUCCGCAAUUGAUACGUAUGAACCACUUGUAUCUUUUGCUCUCAGUAGUGGGAUGUACUCAUCACCUGCGGUGAGGAUCUACACUGCAAAGAAUAUUAGGGAGGAGCUUGAAGAAGCUCAGCAUGAUUUUAUAAGAGCUUCGGUUGGGGUUAGCAGCAAGGGGAAGCUAUUGGUUCCAAAAUUACUGCACUGCUUUGCAAAGGGCUUCGUGGACGAUUCUAAUUUGGCUGUAUGGAUAUCUCAUUACCUUCCAUCCCACCAGGCUGCCUUUGUCGAGCAAUGCAUAUCACAAAGGAGGCAAAGCCUUCUUGGUUCCCGUAACUGUGGCAUUCUUCCCUUCGAUUCACGCUUCCGUUACUUGUUCCUGCCUGACAAAAUUUCACUCCAAUGAUGUCUAUAUUAGCUUUAACAUCCAUACCCAGCCUUUCUUGUUAAUUUGAACCAUACACAAUACUAAGCUAGCUACAAAAAUUAGGUUGUAUUCACGUCCAUGUGAAUCUUAGCAUCCUUGAGAGAAGACAAGGUUCAUUGCAGUUUUGUCCUUUUCCCUUGAAUCCAGUGAUAUCAUAAUUCCAGUACCGAAAUAAUAAAAAUGACAUCCUUAUUUGGGUGGUGUACACUGUCUUCGUGGCUACUAGAAGUAAAUAAAGAGCUGUCCAUGAUGGUAAAUACUUGUUGGGACAUAUCAUUUGCUGA
Theobroma umbraticum is the source of this 2765-nucleotide messenger RNA. Its product is annotated as GPI-anchored adhesin-like protein, putative (Protein of unknown function, DUF547). The record is from RefSeq and is a predicted model, not a curated record. Lineage: Eukaryota; Viridiplantae; Streptophyta; Magnoliopsida; Malvales; Malvaceae.